CAUGAAAUGGCUAAGCGGUAAUUUUGCUUGUGCUGUAAACAAAUCCUGUGGAUCGAUCCCUAAUAAGAAAGAAAUCGUACAUGAAAACAUCCGCCAAUUUAGAGUACUCGAUGUUUUUGCAAAUACUCACAUCCGAGAAGUAACUAUUCAAGUACGUCCUAAUAAAAUUGUUCUCGAAGGCCGGCAGAUGACGCUAGCUUGUGGUGUAAAGUUAACAAUCGGCGAAGAUUUACCCGAUGAGAAUUCUCAGUCAUUCAACUGGUUAUUACCAUCGGGUAAAAGAGUAUUUUCUAAUAAAACGUGUCACAAUAUUAAAGAUCGAACUUUUAAUUGUACGUCGAAAUUAGUUCUGAAAGAGGUUAGACUUGAAGAUAGUGGCUUGUAUUCAUGCUACUUGAAUGGCAGACUAGAAAAAAGUUAUCAGCUAGAUGUAAAAUUCCCUACGAUCGACCUCACAUUUGACAAUGAAAGUCUGAAGAAAAAAAAAUCUAUGAUUCUAAAUAAGAAUUAUCUCGACGUAUCUCUUGAAAUAUUCUCUUUUCCAAUUAUGAAACAAGUAGCGUUUAUGAAAGAUUCCAAGGUUAUUUUCUCUCGAAAUUUCUCGAAAACCAAGUGGAUUAAUUUCAAAACUCAAAAACUGGGAGAGUAUUCUCAUAUGAUAGAGAAAAUGAACAUACGACAGAAUGAAAGUACAAGUGAAACAUUUCUAAACAUAUCCCUAAAGCAUAACGAAAGAAAACAAAGAAUAUUGUUUCAGCUCGACCGUAUUUCAGCUCGACCGUACUGUAGUUGGCAAUUGGAAAAACAGCACGUAGAUGCUCAUGUUUUCGUUUCAGCAAACGAACUUUUUAAGUUAGUUUGUGAUUGCAAAGGUCAUCCAAAACCUCUUUUCUCUAUUUUCAAGAGUUUUAAAGGCACUGAUUGGUCUCUUUAUGAUGAGAAUUUGAGAAAGUUUUCCACAAACUUAACGAUUAAGGCGGAAAUAAGUUCAAAAACUAAUUCUAGUAUUCAAUUCAAAUGCUUAGGGCAAAGUGAUGUAGGAACAAGUGAGGAUAUAUUAACCGUAUAUCCCGGGGAAUCUAAUAGAGCAUGCUUUUUGGAUUCUUCAACCGAAGUGCUUCUAUUUGAAGGAGAAAGUUUGUCAAUAGGAUGCUAUUGUAAUAAAUUUACUGGAUUAAGGCCUCGCUGGAGAUUUUUAAAUUCGAAUGCUUCAAAUACUCUAUUUUCAAUCGGCUCUCGGAUACAACUACAAAACACCACGAAAAAUGAUUCUGGAGUGUACACGUGUGAAAUUUGGCCUAAAGGCACACAAUUGACUCUUAAUUUAAAAGUAGAAGAUCCGCUUAAGCCCUAUAUUGUAACCUCUCUUAAGAAGAAUAGACAUAAUAUAGUCAGUGAGAAUAAAUUAAUUCUUUUCUGUGAUGUUAGAGGAUUACCAAGACCAAAUUAUGAAUGGUUUAAAGAUAAUAUUAGAUUAAACGAUAGUAAUAAUAAUAUUUUGUCCCUAACGAGCACAAACACAGAUUUAUUUGGUGAAUACGCUUGUAAAGCAUCUAAUUUUGUGGGUUCAGUGACAGAUAAAUAUCUUAUUUCUAAGAAAACGUCAUCAAUCACCUUAAUCAUUUCAAGUUCUUUAACAGUAUCAAUUUCAGUUGUCGUUAUCGGAAUAUUGAUACAUCAAAUAUGGAAGAAAACAUGGCAUCUGAAACAAAAACAGAAGGUUUACGAUGCUGCACUUUUAUUGUCAAGGACAACAGAUUUUAAUCCGGAAUUACCAAUACAACAACAGGUUGAUUGUAUUGAAUAUCAGAAAGAAUCUUAUGAAAUAAGCUUGGAGAAAAUCAAGUUUGAUGUAGCUUUAGGAGAAGGAGCCUUUGGUAAAGUUAUUCGAGCACAAAUUGAUGGUCUUUAUGACGAUGAUAGCUCGAGGAUGGUGGCUGUAAAGAUGGUCAAGAAUCGAGGUAGCUAUGAACAGGUAAAGAGUUUGUUGGAUGAGCUGAAAAUUUUACAAUACAUUGGAAAUCAUAAAAAUAUAAUUGGUCUACUUGGGGCUGUAACUGACAAACUAGAUAUGGGCAAAUUAUGCGUUGUAAUGGAUUAUUGCGCUAACGGGAAUUUACGAAAUUAUCUACUAAAAAAAGGAAAGGAAUUGAAAUUUUCGGCUUACUUGAAGAACGUGCCAUUUUAUAUGGAAAAGGAAACUUUUGAAAAUUAUAUGAAUGAAGAUAUUGGGAAAAAAAGUCAACUCGAGUGUCACAAGAUUCUCUCUUUAGCCGAUUUGACAUCAUAUGCUUUUCAGAUUGCGAAAGGAAUGGAAUAUUUAUCAAAUCUACAAUUUGUCCAUCGGGAUUUAGCUGCGAGAAAUAUUUUAUUGACUGAAGAUCAAGUCAUUAAAAUAGCUGAUUUUGGAUUAGCUCGAGAUAUAGAAGAUAAGGCAACAUAUAAAAAAACAACUGAUACUCCAAUUCCAAUCAAAUGGAUGGCUAUAGAAUCUUUAACUCACAAAAUUUAUUCAGUCAAAAGUGAUGUCUGGUCCUACGGAGUUGUUUUGUGGGAAAUCUUUACUUUGGGGAAAGUUCCCUUUCCUGAUCUACCACCAAAUUUUGAUUUUGUAAAACUACUCAUCAAAGGGGUAAGACUCCCUAGACCAAUCUGUGCCUCUGAAGAACUGUAUGAAUUAAUGAGAUUUUGCUGGGAAUCACAAGCCGAGGAUCGACCGAAUUUCAGCGACAUUGUUCGUGAAACUAAGCAAGAGUAUGAACGAAUAACGAAAUUUAUUAACUAUCAGGAUAAGAUGAACGAAUCUUCAAACCAGGCUUGUAAGACCGCUGAUAUUUGGUACAUUAAUGAAAAUCCGAAUGAAAGAACCAAAGAGACACUAGUUUAG
Dimorphilus gyrociliatus is the source of this 2887-nucleotide messenger RNA. NCBI's taxonomy places the organism in Eukaryota, Metazoa, Annelida, Polychaeta, Dinophilidae. The record is from the annotation of a GenBank genome assembly.